CGCCGAUGGUCGUCGCGCAGAAACAUGAAUGCCUCUAGCCAUGGCGAUGUUUGAGGAGAGGCGCAGCACGAAGAUUUUACUUGAUGACACGCUACCACUCUCGUGUGUAAUUGAAUCGUUUGAAAAUGUGCAAGGCCAUACUUGCUACAACCUGCGAGUGCAGCGAGGUUUUCACCAGGAGAUGACGUGGAUGGUGCAGAGGCGGUACAGCGACUUCAAUGCCCUCCACAGCCAGCUCCAGACUUCUGGGCAGGAGUUGCCUCUGCCACCUAAGAAACUGUUCAAUAACAUGAGUCGAGAAUUCAUUGCUGAGAGACAGCAGAAGCUGCAGGAAUAUUUGGACCAGGUGCUUUCAGAGCCCUUAAUAUCGCAAUGCCUGGCUGUCAAGCGCUUCCUGGACCCAAAUAAUUACAACCAAAACUUCUGUGAGGCAGCCCUUCAGCAUGUCUCCAUGUUGUUUCGGUCUGAGGAUCACUGGGAAGUGGUGGACCCACUCCCAGACAUUGGAUGGCGAUUUCGGAAACAGUACUUUAUGGUCCGCCACAAAGGCGAUCUCAAGGACAAGCCUCGAUUGCUGAUGUGGGUUCCUCUGGGUCCCGAUUUCUACCUCAGUGUCAAGGAUUUGCAAGUGGCUCUCAAGUUGCUCACCACCAUACAGCACCCGAAUGUGUUGCCUUUUUGCCUUGGCUGCGUCAAUGAAAGUGGGGCAGCCUUGGUGCAAGACUUCUGUCCUCAGGGCUCCCUCAGGGAUGAGCUGUGCCAGGCCAAGCCCCGAGACAGUUACCUCAGGAAGUACGGCACCGUCCGGCAUCCCAAGCAGCUAGCUCCAGCCACUGUGGCGAGGCUGGGCAAACAGGUGCUGCAGGUUCUGUCAGGGCUGCACCAGCACGGAUUUCACCAUGGGCACUUACACCUUGGCAACAUUGUCCUACGAGGUGAUGACUGUGUGGUGACGGCACUGCAGAAUCAACUGCUUGGCCUGCCCAGCCGGCUACGACCAUUAGUUGUUGGCCUCAAGAAAGUCAGGACUGCGGAAGCAGUGGAUGUGUAUAGCUUUGGCCACCUGAUCUAUGAAAUGACGUUCGGCAGGCCUUGCAAUACUCCAACUUGCGAUAACUUCCCGGCACCCUGCCCUCCAGAACUAAGGUCAGUUCUGGAAGCGCUUCUCUCUACGGAAGCAUGCAAGAAUGGACUGCCUUCAGUGGCCAACCUGCUCAUGCAUCCCUUUUUCCAGAAGGUGGCACCGGCCAACGGAAGCAUAGCCAAAUUGGCACUCAAAGUUCCCAGUUUCUUGAAAGAUGCACUCAAGACUGCACGCUCACGCACGGAGAAGAGGCUACAGGAGGAUCAGAAGCAGCUGCGACAGCGCACCAAGCUGAGCAAAGCGCAGGCACGUUUGUCACAGGAUGAUGACCGCAAGAAAAGGCUGCUUGAGCUGAAAAAAGCAGAGAGCAGCCGGUCACAGGCAACUGCCAGCACUCGCUCCACAAGCACAAAAGCUGAGGACACCCCUGUGAUGAAGGUUCAAGUUCCACCUCCCCCUCCCCCACCUCCUCCUCCCCUUCUGUUGGUGGCUAGUGGACCACCGCCACCACCGCCACCACCGCCUGGACCACCAACUCCAGGGUCAGGAUCGUCGGGCUCGUCCACAGACCGCUCUGCCCUGCUCUCCUCCAUCACGUCCUUCAACAAAGGCGCCUUGCGCAGGACCACCACUAAAGACUGCAGCAAGCCCAAGCUCUGACUGGCCACAAGUUUUGCUGCUCUAGGAUAACACCCAACAUGCCCAGUGUAUCAUACACGCUGCGCCACAUCCUCCACUUAGGAGACAUCAACUUUACGCACCACAAUCCGGAAACUGACCUUAAUUCAGGAGGAGCAAAGUUCAAGUUGUUCACAGAGCGUAUUAUAAAAGUUGUGCAGUAUGUCAGAACAGGCACACACACACUGCUGAUCAUCAGAUGAGGCCACAGCACUGAUUAUCGUCACUGUACGUGUCUGUUUUUGUUUCCUCUGUUCUGACAUGCUUCAUAACUUUCAGAAUCGUUGUCUUAUAUGAAGUGUCAGCUCUGAUGACUCAAUAAUAGGAGAGCUAUUUCACACCAAAUUUCAGUGAAAUGCAUAAACAAUACAUGGGAAGAAUACACGGGGAAGAAAAAAAAUAUAUUCUGCUUUAAAAAAGUUGUUGCACAUUCCUUGGUCACUUUUCCAGAGUCAGCACAGCGAUCUAGGCUUUUGUCUUUUCAACUUGGCACAAGAUUUCUAUUACCUCAUCAAAGGAUGUUGCUACAUGCUCUGAGCCAACAUACACCAGUAUUCUUUUUGAUAGAGGCAAACAGCUGUUCGGAUGUUCCAUGCAGCACAAAGGAUAGAAGGAUGAUGCAGACUGUUCUGGGCUGUAAGAUGGGUGGCUGAACAUUUUUCAUCCUAAGUGCUGUAUCAGGCCCUCUGCAGACCAUGUGAUGUUGGCGGUUGUCAUGGAGAUGUACAACAGUGCCUCGUCAUGGAGAUCCAUUCCUCUUCGUCAAAACUUAUGGCAACACUAUUUUAUGUGACAGACAUAAGUGGCAUUGUCUUCAUAUCUAGCAUAAAUAGUAUUCAGUGAAUAUUUAGGUAAUUUCUCCUUCAGAUUUAGUGGAACAAAUUACACAUUUAAUGGCUAUCGUAUACAUUGUGAUUAAAAGUUUAAUAAACGAGAAUUGGCAUAAAUGUGCUAACCUGUCGACUGCCCACAUACCUGAACAAGUAGUCUUUUUUACAAGCUUACAAGAGACUGCCCUCACAUUAAGUGGACUAAAGUCAAAUUAAAGUAAUUUCCUUUUAUCAUGGUGUCCUUGACACCAAGCAGAGCACGAGAGUAUAGACAACAUUGCUGUCCAAACUUCAGUUCAUUUCCUUUCCGCAUUUUUUAUCAGAGCUGAAAUUGAAUAGUACUUUAAUUUGAGCAUGUGGUACAGCAUAUUUGAUAGGCUGGGCAUCAGAAAGUUAAGAUAUGAAGUAUGUUAAUCCUUAAAUAAGGACAAUGGUUUGGCUAGCUGGGAAGGAUGCAUGUUUAACAAUGGUAGAAAACUGGGAAGGAGGACUGCAGUGUUGUAGUUAUGUCACAAACAAUGCCAAGGAGCAAGCAUCCUACCAUUGCACUGGUAGGAUGCAGUACAAAGUUUAAUGUACAUGAAACUUUGCAGCCAGUGCUGAAACUGCAGCCAGUGCUGAACACUGCUUCACGUACAUACGGACAGGAAGCAGUGUUCUGUGGAGGUCAAAUGGAAGAGAAGGUCAAAGACUCGAAUAGUCUGCUGUGCUUUAAAGUAGAGCCCAACAAAAGGUCACACAGCUCGCAGUGUGUGCACACAUGAUGCAGGCAUUGUUGGGAGCUUGAACAACUUGUCUGCAUGGCGUGCUGCCACAUUUUCUUGGAUCUCUGUGGGGCAAGAUUACUUCAUGUAGAGCGCCUCCUUCCCGUUUUGCUGCUGUUAAGCCCAACAAUCAUGGAAGGAAAACGUGCCUUUUCCGUUAAGUUUUUGUUGUCUCAGUGUUGUGUAUGAAAGGUGUGCGAGUUUAAUAAUUGGUGGAUGAAAACAAACUCCAGAAGCCUUUUUAAAAGUUUGUUGUAAUUGGAUGCAAUCAGCAUGUUAAUUUUGAUUACUUCUAAUCAUACCAGUUAAAGAGGCUAACAGAACUAUUAAUACGCAAGUGCAACUUGUGAUGGCUGAGAUGUAUGUGAUAAAGAAACACUAGCACUUGUUUCUUAAGCACAAUUUUCAGCAUGUCCUAAUGUUACAAAACACAGUGCUUAGCACAGCUCCUAACUUAUGUAACAGGUGUAAUUAAUAAGAGAAUAUUGCAGCUUUUUUGGCUAUUUCGGUUGCCAAGUCUGCAGAUGAAGUAGGACUUCAACCUGUAUCUCUGAGGUGUGCCAUAUAGUGAAUAAUGUCCAAAGCUGUGUUCAAUGAGCUGCUAAGGUACACUAUGUAGCCAUGCUGUCUUCUUUUGUUCUGCCUAAUACAAACUACAAGAGGUGGUGAUGCUGUAUAUGCAGUAGACCUUAUCAUAUGGCUGCUGUGCAAAUCUGUUCCUUUUUUGAAAUUUCUGAGGUGGUUCCUGCUGCAGAGAACAGUCGACUGAAUCUAGACUCUUUGUUCCAAAUGGCUUGCCUCACAAUUGACACAUUGCCAGCGUGCUGCAUACUUAUUCCUUGGUGCACCAGGAAAAUUGUGGUGCUAUUGCUUAAUGGGGAAACAACCACUGUUGCAUUGUCUGCAUACACCGAAAAAAUGUGACAUUAUGCAUACACACAAGUUUAUUGUACUUGAAUGCAAUGGAGUCUCACAUGUUUUAUGAUGCAUUGGGGAGAAAAAGUGACUCCAAAUGUUUCUAUAUUAUUUCCAAUUGUGUACAUAUACAGGAGACUUUUCUAAAUAAAUCCUUGUGUAUCCUAUUUACA
This is a messenger RNA of Dermacentor albipictus, 4444 nucleotides long. RefSeq names its product PX domain-containing protein kinase-like protein. Gene Ontology annotation, biological process: protein phosphorylation. The record is from RefSeq and is a predicted model, not a curated record. NCBI's taxonomy places the organism in Eukaryota, Metazoa, Arthropoda, Arachnida, Ixodida, Ixodidae. Gene Ontology annotation, molecular function: phosphatidylinositol binding; ATP binding; actin binding.